UAAAACAGAACAAAUAGAGGAAAAAUAAGCAAGGCUUAUCUUCAUUCGGUUGGUGUUGCCAUGGCUUCCUCUACCAUUUUCCACCUCUACCCCUUCAAAACCUCCCUAAAACCACCUCCUCACAGACGUUCUGUCAUCAAAUGCACUUCAAAUGCAUCCUCUCAGCCACCGGACUUCCCCUCUCCCGACUCCUCAACCACCACCAGCUCGGAUAGCUUCCCCAUCGAGAAACGACGAAAAUCCGAGAUCGUCAGAGACCGAAGAUCCAAAUCAGGCCUCGUAAAACCAGAACCUCCGAAUUUCGAAGUCGGAUGGAAGAGAACGGUGCCGAUUCCUCUAGAGAAGCCUAUAGGUUACGUGAUAAUGGAUUUUCUGGAGAAAUUGGAGGAGUUGAUGGGAAUGGAGUACGGAUCGACGGCGUUGCUGGCGAAAGCCGGUGAAAUUGUGGCGGAAAGAGCGAGAGAAGAGGCGGAGGAUCUGAGAGAUGAAGGGAAAGUGGAAGAGAGGAUGGUGACGGAGCUUUGUAGAGUGUUGAAGCUGAUGGAAAUGGAUCUGGCGAUGGUUAAAGCUUCUGUGAAAGAAGAGACUUUGAACGAGAGGCUUCAACAGGCGAAGGCCAGAUGCCGACAAGCCAUUCUUGUUGCCAGUUCCUUUUGAUUCUUCUUCCUCCGAAACUGGAAAUUUUGCAGGGAUGAGACGUUUUGCAUCUAAAUGUGGAACUUUUUGUUUCAUCAUUUUGAGUUCAAUCCCAUAGCCAAAGGUGUUAAAAUAUGGAUUAAAUUAAGUAAUGAUAAGGAUGUUAUUAUACGUAAAAAAUGCUCCUAUUAAAAAACAGUAAGGUCAAGUAUGUUACUCGUUGUACAUUUAACCUGCAAUGUGAUUGUAAUUUAUAUUCUCAGCUAGAA
Lactuca sativa (garden lettuce) is the source of this 905-nucleotide messenger RNA. RefSeq names its product potassium/sodium hyperpolarization-activated cyclic nucleotide-gated channel protein (gene CRR41). The record is from RefSeq and is a predicted model, not a curated record. Lineage: Eukaryota; Viridiplantae; Streptophyta; Magnoliopsida; Asterales; Asteraceae.